Messenger RNA from Gopherus flavomarginatus (Mexican gopher tortoise), 1493 nucleotides. RefSeq names its product glutathione S-transferase theta-1-like. Bases 197 to 982 code for a protein of 261 amino acids. Lineage: Eukaryota; Metazoa; Chordata; Testudines; Testudinidae. Gene Ontology annotation, molecular function: glutathione transferase activity. The transcript is spliced from 7 exons. The record is from RefSeq and is a predicted model, not a curated record. Gene Ontology annotation, cellular component: cytoplasm. Gene Ontology annotation, biological process: glutathione metabolic process.
AUGCCCAAGCUGGUGGAGUGGCACAAUCGAGUGGAGAAAACUGUGGGGAAGGAGCUUUUCCAGGAAGCACAUAAAGUGAUCCUGAAUUUCCAAGAUUUGAACAGCAUGCUGAUUGAGCCACAACUAAAAGAGCAAAUGAAACCUAGGCUGCUGAAGAUGGUGGCCUGAAAUGUUUAUUUAAAAAAAUGCAGGAAGGAUGGGUCUGGAGCUCUACCUGGAUUUGCUUUCCCAGCCCUGCCGAGCGGUCUACAUCUUCGCAAAGAAGAACAACAUCCCCUUUGAGUUCAAGCAUGUGGAGCUGUUCAAAGAUUCCAUUCUGGGGAGGAAAAUGCCAGAUGGCAAUAAUCCUGGACACUCACACGAAGGGCAACACUGUAGAGGAGAGUUUGGCAAAAUGAACAUCCUAAAGAAAGUGCCAGCACUAAAGGAUGGAGUCUUGACUUUAGCAGAGAGCACUGCAAUUCUUCUGUAUCUGAGCUGGAAGUACAACACCCCUGAUCACUGGUACCCAUCCGACACACAGAAACGGGCCCAAGUAGAUGAAUACUUGUCAUGGCAUCAUACCAACAUCCGGGGUAAUGCUGGCAAGGCCUUGUGGAUCAAGGUGCUCAUUCCCCUCUUUACAGGCCAGACAUUGCCUCCGGAGAAGCUGCAGGAGGUUAUGGAUGAGCUGGCUAUUUCUCUGAAGCAGUUUGAGGAGAAAUUCCUUCAGGACAAGCCGUUCAUCGUGGGCAGUGAAAUCUCCCUGGCAGACCUAAUGGCUAUUGUAGAGCUCAUGCAGCCCAUUGGAGUAGGUUGUGACAUCUUUGAAGACAGACCCAAGCUGUCAGAAUGGCGCAACCAGGUGGAGGAAGCUGUGGGGAAAGAGCUCUUCCAGGAAGCACACGAGCUUAUCCUGAAUAUCAAGGAACUCAGCAACAUCCAAAUUGACCCACAGCUGAAAGAGCAUCUGGCGCCUGUGCUGAGGAAAAUGAUGAAAUGAGUUAACGUUCUGGUGCCAUUUGAUCUGCAGCUUUCCACCAUCUUGCUCCCCAAACCCCUCUCCAGCACUAUGAGUAAGUGCCCUUCAUAAGGAGGAAAGAAUACUGCAGCACUUUCCAUGUGGAAAAUGCAACCCUCCCUUAGUCCAUUGUCCUCAGGGACAGAAGCUGGGGAAAUCUUAGAAUCUGAAGCUAUAAAUUCACAGGAAGCAUCUGAGAACAAAUAAACGGGCAACAAAUCUUCUUGGGGCAGGGGGCUUUGUGACUUUUUUGUUGUCAUAUUUGCUUUUAGGUGAUCUGUAGCAAUAACACAUAAACCUUCUGGAACUACAGCAAAAUUAAGGAGGCAGUGAUGAGAAAACUAUUCAAAGACUUUGGAUUCCGCUGAAAACACUCAAUUGUGAAAGAAUCCUAAAUGGGUGGAAUCUGUAUUUCAGUAUGCUUAUAUUCAUGAUUUCCUGUUGUCUUUGAACUUUAUCCUGAAGUCCUUGCUUAGGCAAAACUUUCUCCCCA